Molecule: messenger RNA, 1039 nt
Organism: Misgurnus anguillicaudatus (oriental weatherfish)
Lineage: Eukaryota; Metazoa; Chordata; Actinopteri; Cypriniformes; Cobitidae
Source: RefSeq, a predicted model, not a curated record
AGCAGUAUUGUUUAUGAACAUAUAAAAUAUAUGGUUAACAUUAAAAGGAUUUAGCAGUGCGUGGGUCAUUCUCUUAACACUCCGUAACAGUAGGUGGCAGUAUGCACCUAUGAAGUUGGUUCGCGACCCGCCAUAAAAACCCAAAGAAGAAGAAGAUAUAAACAAACGAUAUGAUUAAAACACUUUUUAAAGCGUUUGAAGUGAGGUGGAAGUCAUACAGACACAGAUUUGUCCCUUGGAUAGCAUUAAACCUGCAGAGAAACGAGAGAACUCUUCGUCAGGUUAAAGAUCGAUCAAAGGACAAAAUACUUCCAGACGAAGAGGUGCUCGCAUCUCUCGUGUGUUUAUUCACUGAAUUGUUGAGAAAUGACUUUAGAAAUCAAAGUGAAGUCCUUGAACUGCUUCCUGCUCGCUCACAGCAGAUCUACAGCAGUGAUGAACACAAACAGUAUUGUGAUUCCUGUACAGUAAUGAGGAAAACUUUAGGAUUCUGUAUCGAGAGGAAGCGCAGCUCACUGCAGCACGGGGGGACGGGCGUGUUUGUCACGAGCGGACACGUGCAGAGGGGAAACAUUGUCGCAAUGUAUCCAGGGACUAUAUAUCAAGCAGACGAACCCAUCUUUUUUCAGUCAAUCCAAAAUCCAUUUGUUUUCAGAUGCAUUGAUGGCAUGUUAAUUGAUGGAAAUGACAAGGCUAUCUCUAAAAUCGUGUAUCGAUCUUGCAGUGGACGAGACAGACUUGGUCCUUUCCAUCUAAGUGAUUGUUCCUGGUUGACUUCUAACCCUGUUAACCCUCUCGCAGUGGGACAGUAUGUAAAUAACUGCUCAAAUGGCAAAUCAGCAAAUGUCUGCUAUCAAGAAUUUGAUGUAGCAAAUGACUUUCCCCUUGAACUUCGUCAGUAUCUGCCUAAUGUUAAUUACAAAUCUGAUACACAAAGACCUUUGCGUACUGUUGUCCUUGUGUCGCUGAGAGAUAUCAGAAGAGGUGAAGAACUGUUCUCCAACUAUUAUACAAUUGUGCAUUAAAUAGUUUUGUAAAA